AUGUCGGAUUCCCUCUCCGACGCGGACAAGAUCCGCAACAAGCGCCUCGCAAAGUUGUCCAACCCAAACCCGUCCCCCUCCCAAGACAACAACUCCGAUUCAGCACAGUCAUCCGCUCAUACCUCGCCGACACAAUCGCCCUUGUCCGCCCAACCAACGGGCAGCUUCAGCGGAUCCCCCUCGUUCUCGCAAACUCCACUACAAUCGGAGGGGAAACGCAUCAAAAUCACACCAGCUGCCCAGACCCCAGAGCGAACACGAUCCAACCCGCCCUCAGCCCCCGGCACGCCCCCUCUACAGAAGAUCGAGAGCAUCGAGACUUUCGAAGACCGCACAUUAAGCGCCGUUUUCAAGGUGACACUGAAGGAUGAUGGGCGCCAGGACAUUCACGGCAAGCGCACUUUCUUGAGUGGUCUGCGCAGCGAGUUAGAAGGAGAGGGCCAGGAUUUGCGUAUUCAAGUCUCCGUCUUGGACCAAGCUCUCCUGGAAGCUGCAUCGAACGCUGAACGGAACCGUCCUUUGGAUUACCUGCUGCCAUGUUGGAAACGCAUCACACGGCUCUCGAAUGGUUUCCGCCGGACGGGAGAUGACGACCCUAAGUAUCAGAUUCUUUGCGAGGCGCGUCGACUAUGCAUGAGCUAUUGUAUUUUCGCGAUUACCAUGCCGGAGAUGUUCGGAAGCGACGGCUUUGGGCAAUCUUUAGCCUCGUAUCUGCUCCUGGACCCUGAAGAGGACCGUGGUAUUGACUUCAGCUUCAUGCACGAAGCUGUGAAGAGGUUUGAUGAAGAUGAGAGUAUCAAGCCAGCAUUUAUUACUGCCGUUGAGCAGCUUAGUGCGCAGCUCUCCUCUAUGGAUGUCAACGAUGACUACAAACCUUAUACCAUUGCCCUUCGCAAUCUCGUCCGCCAUGGUACCCUCGCGGCUGCGAUCACAGAAUCAGCAAUCUUCAACGCCUCAAAAGACCCGGCACAGUUCGAGAAGGCCACUCUUCUAGGACCGUGGUUCAGCCUGUCGCCUCUCCAGGGCAACGUCACCUUGUCUUAUUUCUCUAGCCCCAAGACUCGUGAUGCAGCAUAUAUCUCGAAUGCCCAACGGUCACUUCGGAUGACGCAGCAAUUGCUAAGCUCUGAUCUUCUUGACGUGAUCAAUCACUUGAUUCGAGCUUCAAAGGAGGCUCGUGAUCGCGUUUUAGAUUGGUUCGCAGCUGCACUUAACAUCAACCAUAAGCGGCGCGCGAUGCAGGUGGACGCCGAACAAGUAUCAUCAGAUGGAUUCAUGUUCAACCUGACAACUUGUUUAGACCAGCUCUGUGAGCCUUUCAUGGAUGCAUCAUUCACGAAGAUCGACAGAAUCGACUCGAAUUAUCUCCAUCGAAACUCACGAGUUGAAAUGCGCGACGAGACUAAGAUAAAUGCCGAUCAGCAUGCAUCCGAUGCGUUCUAUUCCAAGAAGGUUGAUGGAACUUCAAACUUUAUCACUGAAAUCUUCUUCUUGACUGUUGCUGCUCAUCACUACGGUAGCGAGUCGUUGACCUCGAAGAUGGAGCAACUGGAAAAGGAUCUGCGACAGAUGGAGAAUAUGAUCACCAAAUUUGAACUGGAACGUCACAAAUGGAUCAAUAACCCGGGAGAGCUCGCCACUUUCGACAAUGCCCUCAAGAAGUACAAGGACAAGUUUGAUUUGGGCCUGGCUUUGAAAUACAGCCUUCAGGGUGUCCUAUUUGAUGAUCACUGGCAGAGCCGCUCCAUGCUUUUUAUGCGAUAUGUUACCGUAUGGCUUUUGAGACUCGUGUCUGGCAAGAACUUCCCGACCGAAAAGAUCUCACUCCCACUCCCAGAGACACAGCCUGAAGUCUUCAAGUGCCUACCGGAAUAUUUCGUGGAAGACAUUGUUAGCAACUUCAAAUUCAUCAUGUGGUGCAUGCCACAAAUCAUCACCGCCACCCAAGGCGAUGAGCUGGUGAUGCUGUGCAUCACUUUCCUGGAGAGCUCCGCCUACAUCAAGAACCCUUAUCUCAAAGCCGGACUUGUCUCAAUUCUGUUCCGGGGCACUUGGAAACGCCCUGGUGGCGCUAGCGGCGUUUUGGUCGACCUGCUCAACUCGCUUCCAUUUGCCAACGACCAUCUUCUUCAUGCAGUUAUGAAAUUCUACAUCGAAGCAGAGUUCACGGGAGCGCAUACACAGUUCUACGACAAGUUCAACAUCCGUUACGAGAUCUUCCAGAUCAUCAAGUGCAUCUGGCCCAAUACGCUCUACAGAGAGAAGUUGUCUAACCAAGCUAAGCAGAACCUGGACUUUUUUGUCCGAUUUGUCAACCUUCUGUUGAACGAUGUGACCUACGUUCUUGAUGAAUCUUUCGGUGCCUUUAAGACUAUUACUAGCACCCAGACUGAACUCAACACCACCGGUGCCUCGAUGGAUGCUGCCACCCGCCAGCAGCGCGAAGAGCACCUGUCACAAUCCCAGCGCAGUGCUAAGAAUUACAUGCAGCUCACUAACGAAACUGUGGCUAUGCUUAAGCUGUUCACCGAGGCGCUGGCAGACUCAUUCACAAUGCCCGAAAUCGUGCAGCGUUUGGCUGACAUGCUGGACUACAACCUUGAUGCCAUGGUUGGUCCUAAGAGCGCCACUCUCCGUGUCGACAACUUGCAAGAAUACGGCUUCAACCCGCGUGCCCUUCUGAGCGAGAUCGUCGACGUUUAUCUGAACCUGACUGGCAAAGAGAACUUCAUUCUGGCGGUUGCUCGCGAUGGCCGAUCCUACAAGCCUGCCAACUUUGAAAAAGCGGCUGAUAUAAUCCGUAAAUGGUCUUUGAAAUCCCCCGAGGAGCUUCGUCGCUGGGGCCAGAUGCAGAAAAAGGUCCAGGCAGCUAGGCUGGCGGAUGAGCAGGCAGAGGAGGAUCUCGGAGAGAUUCCAGAUGAUUUCCUUGAUCCUCUUAUGUACACGCUCAUGGAUGAUCCUGUCAUUCUCCCUGGGUCACGGAUCUCCAUUGAUCGAGCUACUAUCCGCUCGCACUUGCUCAGUGACCCCCACGAUCCCUUCAACCGUGUCCCACUGAAGAUGGAAGAUGUUGUGCCUGACCAUGACCUGAAGGCUAAGAUCGAAGCCUUCAAAUCCGAGAAAUUGGCCGGCAAACGGAAGGAGAUGGUCCCUCAUGAACAUAUGGACACAUCUACGGGUUAA
This is a messenger RNA of Penicillium antarcticum, 3183 nucleotides long. Its product is annotated as ubiquitin-ubiquitin ligase UFD2. The coding region runs from base 1 to 3183 and encodes 1060 amino acids. The transcript has 5 exons. The record is from RefSeq and is a predicted model, not a curated record. Gene Ontology annotation, biological process: protein polyubiquitination. NCBI's taxonomy places the organism in Eukaryota, Fungi, Ascomycota, Eurotiomycetes, Eurotiales, Aspergillaceae. Gene Ontology annotation, cellular component: nucleus; cytoplasm; ubiquitin ligase complex. Gene Ontology annotation, molecular function: ubiquitin-ubiquitin ligase activity.